AAAAAAAAUUCAACAAACUUUCUAAUAUCUUUCUCUCUCUUAAUAACAUUUUUCUCUCUCUAGAUCAACAAUAAACAAGGAAUGCAAUCUGAAUCAGUUGAAACGACGACGUUUGAUAUAAUUUCAUCAGCUAUUAAACAGAAAAUUAUAGAUACAGAAAACGUAUCUAACACCGCCGGAGGAAAUUCAACCAUGCCGUCUGUAUUUGAGAUGCUUCUAGAGAACCGUGAGCUGCUGCUGAUAGUUACUACUUCCGUUGCCGUUUUGGUAGGCUGUUAUGUCGUUUUGAUGUGGAAGAGAUCUUCCGACGAGAAAAAAUCCGGCGGCAAGGAUUUUCAGCCGCCGAAGAUCGCCGUUCCGAAGAGAGAAGUUGAAGAAGAUGUUGAUGACGGUAAGAAGAAGGUUACUAUUUUCUUCGGAACUCAAACCGGAACAGCUGAAGGUUUCGCUAAGGCACUUUUUGAAGAAGCUAAAGCGAGAUAUGAAAAGGCGGUGUUUAAAGUGGUUGAUAUGGAUGAUUAUGCUGCUGAUGAUGAAGAGUAUGCAGAGAAACUAAAGAAGGAGACAUAUGCUUUCUUCUUUUUGGCUACAUAUGGAGAUGGUGAGCCGACUGAUAAUGCUGCUAGAUUUUAUAAAUGGUUUAGUGAGGGGGAUGACAAAGGAGUUUGGCUUGAAAAACUUCAAUAUGGUGUAUUUGGUUUGGGUAACAGACAGUAUGAGCAUUUCAACAAGAUUGCUAUAGUGGUCGAUGAGGGUCUCACGGCGCAAGGUGCAAAGCGCAUUGUUCCAGUUGGCCUAGGAGAUGAUGAUCAGUCAAUUGAAGAUGAUUUUACUGCAUGGAAAGAGACAGUGUGGCCUGAAUUGGAUCUAUUGCUUCGUGAUGAGGAUGACAAAGCCGCUGCUACACCUUACACAGCUGCCAUUCCAGAAUACCGAGUUGUGUUCCAUGACAAACCUGGUGCAUCUGUUGAUGAUCAUAUUCAAACAAAUGGUCAUGCUGUUCAUGAUGCUCAACAUCCAGUCAGGUCUAAUGUGGCUGUCAAAAAGGAGCUCCAUACCCCUGAAUCUGAUCGCUCUUGCACUCACCUUGAAUUUGAUAUUUCUAACACUGGACUGUCAUAUGAAACUGGGGAUCAUGUUGGUGUCUACUGUGAAAACCUAAUUGAAGUCGUGGAGGAAGCUGAGAGAUUAAUUGGAUUACCGGCAGAUACUUAUUUCUCCUUACACACGGAUGAUGAGGAUGGAACACAACUUGGUGGAUCGUUACAGCCUCCUUUCCCUCCAUGCACUCUAAGAAAAGCAUUGACUAGUUAUGCAGAUGUGUUGACUUCUCCCAAAAAGUCAGCUUUGCUUGCUCUAGCUGCUCAUGCUUCUGAUCCUACUGAAGCUGAGCGACUCAACUUUCUUGCAUCUCGUGAUGGCAAGGAUGAGUAUGCUCAAUGGAUUGUUGCAAGCCAAAGAAGCCUUCUUGAGGUCAUGGAAGCUUUUCCAUCAGCUAGGCCUCCACUUGGGGUUUUCUUUGCAGCUGUUGCCUCACGCUUACAGCCUCGAUACUAUUCUAUUUCUUCCUCCCCGAAGAUGGCACCAAACAGGAUUCAUGUUACUUGUGCAUUAGUUUAUGAGAAAACACCAGCAGGUCGUAUCCACAAAGGAAUCUGUUCAACCUGGAUGAAGAAUGCUGUGCCAAUGGAGGAAAGUCAAGAUUCUAGUUGGGCACCCAUUUUUGUUAGAACAUCUAACUUUAGACUACCUGCUGACCCUACAGUCCCUGUUAUCAUGAUUGGCCCUGGAACCGGAUUGGCUCCUUUCAGGGGUUUUCUUCAAGAGAGAUUAGCUCUGAAGGAAGCCGGAACUGAACUCGGGAAAUCCAUUUUCUUCUUUGGAUGUAGAAAUCGCAAAGUUGAUUUCAUAUAUGAGAGUGAAUUGAACAACUUUGUUGAGAGUGGAGCUCUUUCGGAGCUUGAUGUUGCUUUCUCCCGUGAAGGCCCCACUAAGGAAUAUGUGCAACAUAAAAUCACCCAGAAGGCUUCAGAUAUCUGGAACAUGCUUUCGGAGGGAGCGUAUUUGUAUGUAUGUGGUGAUGCUAAAGGCAUGGCUAAAGAUGUACAUCGCACUCUUCAUACCAUUAUACAGGAACAGGGAUCUUUAGACUCUUCUAAGGCGGAGCUUUAUGUCAAGAAUCUACAAAUGUCAGGAAGAUACCUUCGUGAUGUUUGGUAAUCCCUUGAAGACAACCGAUAAAAAACGUGGAAAAAAACAAAAACAAGAAAAGAUAAAUAAAUUAGAUUUUGUUGAGGAUAUCUACUUGAAAUUAAACAAGUUGGUGAUAAAAUAUAUUUUGAUCUCUCAUUUUACAUUUACAGUGAUUCGAAUUCUUUUACUACAUAAUUUUUUGGUUCUUGUAAUUUUUAAAGCUAUAAUACACAGCUAUGUAUUUCCAUUAAUGUA
This is a messenger RNA of Erigeron canadensis, 2448 nucleotides long. RefSeq names its product NADPH--cytochrome P450 reductase 2-like. The record is from RefSeq and is a predicted model, not a curated record. Gene Ontology annotation, cellular component: cytosol. The coding region runs from base 82 to 2220 and encodes 712 amino acids. The transcript has 17 exons. NCBI's taxonomy places the organism in Eukaryota, Viridiplantae, Streptophyta, Magnoliopsida, Asterales, Asteraceae. Gene Ontology annotation, molecular function: flavin adenine dinucleotide binding; FMN binding; NADPH-hemoprotein reductase activity.